AUGAGCUCCAGGCACCCACAGCUUCACUUCAUCCUGCUGCUGCUCACAUACUACCGCCCCACCUACAACGCAGCCAAAGGCAGCAAUGGGAUUACAGUCCAGUGCCUCCCUGAUCAGGCUUUGUCUCUACUUCAGCUGAAGCACUCCUUCCACAACCCCGACCUCUCCUCGUGGCAGCAUGGUACGGACUGUUGCCACUGGGAGGGUGUUGGCUGCGACAGGGCCUCCGGUCAGGUGAUCACUUUGGACCUAAGUUAUCGUAGCCUGCAGAGCACCGGUGGUCUCAGCUCAGCGCUAUUCAACCUCACCUCUCUUAGAAGCCUAAGCCUCUCUGGUAACGACUUCAACCAUGCCAGCCUUCCUAGUUUCGGGUUUGAGCGGCUGACCGAGUUACUCAGUCUCGAGUUGUCUGAAACAGGGUUGUCUGGUCAGAUACCUAUUGGAAUUGCGCACCUCGAGAAAUUGCUUACGCUUGAUAUUUCCUACAAUGAUUAUUUGUAUCUUCGAGAGCCACAGUUUCAAACACUCGUAGCAAACCUGACCAAUCUUAGGGAUCUGUAUCUUAAUGAAGUGGACAUCUCCAGCAGUGGACCAACUUGGUCCGUUGCUAUUGCGGACUCUGUUCCUCUACUGCAGAAUCUUGACUUCAAUAGCUUGAGUACAUUGAAAUUGAGAGAGAAUCGUUUCCAUGGGAUGCUGCCUGAAAAUAUUGGAGAAGGAUGUAUGCUUCAGACAAUAGAUUUGAACAACAAUCUAAUUGAAGGGAAAAUACCCAGAUCACUAUCAAAUUGCCAAGGCCUAGAACUCUUUGAUGUUGGUAACAAUCAAAUUAUCGGUUCUUUUCCAUCUUGGUUGGGUGUUCUUCCACGUCUUCGAGUUCUUGUCUUGAGAUUCAACCAACUAAACGGCACCAUAAGGGAUUUUAAAGGCGAUCAUACAAUCAACAACUACUUUGCAAAUUUGCAAAUACUUGAUUUGGCCUCCAACAACUUCUCUGGAAACCUACCAGAAGGAUGGUUUAAUGAACUGAAAGCAAUGAUGGAAAAUGUCAGUGAUGGGGGAGAAGUUCUAGGACAUGAGACAUAUUCAGGUGCACGAUUUUAUCAAGAUACUGUUACCAUAACAUUCAAAGGGUUUGAUCUUAGUUUCACCAAAAUCUUAAGCACUUUCAAUGCAAUAGAUUUCUCAAAUAACUCAUUUGAUGGUCCUGUUCCGGAGUCAAUUGGGAGGCUUGUUGCCCUGCGCGGACUUAACAUGUCAUACAACAACUUCAUGGGACAAAUUCCAUUUCAGUACAGAAACUUGUCUCAGCUGGAAGCAAUGGAUCUCUCUUGGAACCAGAUAACAGGGGAAAUACCACAGGAGUUAACCUCACUUACUUCUCUUGAAUGGUUGAAUCUUUCGUACAACAACUUGUAUGGAAGAAUCCCGCAAGGAAACCAGUUCUCAACAUUUUCAGACAGUUCAUUUGAAGGUAAUGCAGGUCUCUGUGGAGUUCCACUCUCCAAACACUGUGACAAUCAAAGUUCAAUUUCUCCAACUGGAGUGGCUCCUCCGGAAUCUGAGGGUUUGUGGCAGGACAAACUCGGCAUUAUCCUUUUUUUCGCAUUUGUUGGCUUGGGAUUUGGAGUCGGCUUUGCAUUGUCAUUCUUGUUGCGACUGUAUUGCCGCGUGGAAGGAUGGAUCUGCAAGCAAGCAUGGAUCCAUAUGUAAUAAUAGAGCACUUUUACUAUGUACUGUAUUCAGUUUUC
Triticum dicoccoides is the source of this 1751-nucleotide messenger RNA. RefSeq names its product receptor-like protein 9DC3. NCBI's taxonomy places the organism in Eukaryota, Viridiplantae, Streptophyta, Magnoliopsida, Poales, Poaceae. Bases 1 to 1713 code for a protein of 570 amino acids. Gene Ontology annotation, molecular function: protein binding. The transcript has 2 exons. The record is from RefSeq and is a predicted model, not a curated record.